Molecule: messenger RNA, 846 nt
Organism: Teleopsis dalmanni
Lineage: Eukaryota; Metazoa; Arthropoda; Insecta; Diptera; Diopsidae
Product: pupal cuticle protein 20-like
Exons: 3
Coding region: 295-846 (183 amino acids)
Source: RefSeq, a predicted model, not a curated record
UUGCUUGCAGCCUAAGUAAGCAAACGAAUUGCAAGUCAGUUGCACUUAAAUUAAUAAUAAUAAGAGGGGACUUUUGGUUAAGUUUUAUUAAAAAAACUAAAAAACAGAAUUAUAUAUUUACAUAUAUAUAUGACGAGUUCGUGUGAUGCUGUGCAUAGAGAAGUGAUAUUUUAUAUAGAAAAACCAUUUUGAGUGAAAGAAUUUAUGUGAAUUUAAUCCUUUGAGAAAAGGAUAAAGACAAUUUCAUAGAAUAACAAAACAAAUAGAAGAAUUUUGGAUUAACAGUGUUUAGAAAUGAAAGUGCUUUUAUUACUGACGCUACUGGCGGUGACAUAUGGCGCUCGUUUAGAUAACAAAUAUUUACCGCCACCUGCCAGUGCGGCCUCUGCAGGCGGUGGGCCUGGUUUGCAAGGUCCAGGCGGUUUCACUGGUGCCGGUGGUCCUGGCAGACCAUUUGGUCAGCCAAAUAAUGGUUUGGGUGGUUUUUCAGGUGCUGGCGGACCUUCAAGACCAAUUGGUCCACCAAGCGGAGGUUUUGGUGGUCGUCCUGCUCCUGGGCCUUCCCAACCUUCAGGUCCACAAAUUCCAAUUCUCUCAUAUGUUAAUGAAAAUGACGGUGACGGAAAUUAUCGCUUUAGCUAUGAAACUGGUAAUGGUAUUAAAGCACAGGAAGAGGGUACUAUUAAAAAUAAGGGCUCACAGAAUGAAGUUUUAUUUGCUUCGCCUGAAGUAGUACAAGAUACUCCGUCGAACUUUAUAUUGGCAACAUUUGCCCAAAGUUGUUAUAAAAUAGUUUGGACCGUAGAAAUACAUGUAACUCUAUCAACUAAAUUACCUGCAACAUAA